Phalacrocorax carbo (great cormorant) is the source of this 2803-nucleotide messenger RNA. The record is from RefSeq and is a predicted model, not a curated record. NCBI's taxonomy places the organism in Eukaryota, Metazoa, Chordata, Aves, Suliformes, Phalacrocoracidae.
UUGCCACCCAGCCUGCUGUAAAACCGGCGGGAGAGAGAAAGAAGGGGGGGACCCCGGCGGGAGGGCACACCCCGUAGACGACCGGGCUGACGCCGCCGGCCCGGCCGGCGCUGAGCGGGCCGUACCGCGCAGGGGCGGGGUGCCGCGGCGCGCGGGACGAUCAGCCUCCGCCUCAGGCCUCGGACGCGACGCGGCGCGGCCCGUCCCGGCCCUCUGCCCCGCCCCGCUCCGGGCAGGCAGCGCCCGGCGUGCUCCGGUGUGGCGGAGCCCAGAGCCCCGCGGGUCCCGCAGCGGACAUGCGGCUCCUCGGCGGUGCUUCCUGCGCGCUGCAGGUGGCAGCGGUGCUGCUGCUGCUCGCCCCCGGCUCCCGAAAUAAAGAGACAAACAACUCCACCAGUAUGACACCCCUUACUACGAUUCCGGACCAUAAGUUGCAAGGCAAUAGCAGUUCAUCCAAUCUCACUGUUAUAUCAUCCACACAAUCUACAGCAACAUCUACAGUCAGUAUGUCCACCAGUACUACUCAUCUGACCAGUACCAGUCAGCCCACCAACACCACUAUGUCUGUCACCUUGUUGACACAGACCACCAAAACCAGCCAGACAACAAGAUCCACCACAGCUUCAUCAGUCACAUCAUCACAAUUCAAUACUACAGCGGUGACCACUUCCAAGGCUUCUUUCACUUCUGUAACAGCCAUAUCAAAAUCUGAGGCUGUCAUAGCCAAAACCUCCAGAUUUGAUGUGGGCAGUUUUGUAGGUGGCAUUGUGCUGACACUUGGAGUCCUAGUUAUUCUCUAUAUCGGAUGCAAAACCUAUCACUCUAGAAGAGGCAUUCAGUACAGAACCAUUGAUGAACAUGAUGCCAUCAUUUAAAGAGACUUCAGGAAGACAGUGUUGGAAACCCAUCCUGUCACAGCUGUUGUAACUUACUUCUGAAAGAAUUCCCUUCCAUAAAGAUGAUCAGUCUCUAAACUUGUCUUGGGUGUGAUCCUGCAAAAUGUUGAGAAGCUCUUUAAACAUCCUGAUUUUUUUUGCAUUUGCUUUCAUAAGAAGAAGAGGAACUCAGCACUUUGUAGAGACAGUAAUUUUUUUCCAGUAUUUUUGUAACCAAAUUUAAAGAAACACACAUGUUGAGUCAUUUUAAGGCAAUGGAUCACAUCAUUGCUAUUCUAAGUUCAGUUGUUUUUCACAUAUUGCGUAAAUCCAGUGUGUUCCAUAAUGGAUAUAGUAGGUUAAAUAGGAUACCUUUGAGACUAAGCAUAGGUUUUUGCUAAGUAAAAUGUUUUUUUUUUCCUCAUAUUUCAUAUUGAAUUGUAUUUAUUUUGAAGUUUGAUAUGAACUUUAGUAAUUUUGGGUUUUGAACAAUUCAGUUAGUUCAUUUUUAUUAGGCUAUAAAGUAACAUGGUUUGCUAACUAUAUAAGGUGAUAAAGAAUACUUUAAACUUCAGUCAUUAGCUCACCAGUGACCAGCAGAGACUUUGCUUAACAAGCUAUACAGUGCGAUCAGCUGCAGGGAGCAUGGACAGACUGGAGAUACCCAUCCACAACCCUUUUCUCUAAAAGGGUCCUUAUAAGAAAACAGACUAUGCAAUCCAUAGCUUCUUUUUUCUAGCAUGUCCUAAUGAAGCAUGUGCAAUUGAAGGUAAAAUAAAAAUAGAAAAAAGUAAUUGCACCAUCAUAAAUAUGAUAAAAUAUGAAAACUGCUUCCAAAAAAUGGUUAAGUUGAAUGUAGCAAUUGCUUCACUCUUGGUUUUUAUUAUGAAGCUACAUGCAGUAUUUUAGCAGCAUUUGAUAAGCAUUAAAAGUUAAACAGAGAAGUGGAAAAUCUGUAUGAUAGCAUUUUAGAAGAAUAUAAUCUCCAUUUUUACAACUACUUUCAGAACUUGGUACUGCUGCACAGGUGGACAGAGGUCUGGUCAAAAGCCCACUGAAGGCAACAGGGCAUCUCUCGGAAGGCCUUUCGAGUAAGGCCCAAAUACGCUGGGGGUCCCGUGCAAGAUGGCUGAUGCUGCUUCCCAUAUCACUGCUUCAUUUACACUGAUGUAAACCUGCUGACUUCAGUAGGUGGGCUCCUGAUCUACACUGGUGUAAGGAAAACUAGAGCAAGGAUCAAGCAACACAGGCUUGCGUCUCCUUAUGUCACUGAAUAAUCAUUCAGUCCAGCUCAGGCUCCGGUUGAAGACCUCUCCCUGGAGAAGAGGGUUGGUGUGGUGGGAGUUGGCUAUCUUGGCACUAGUCUGUCAUGCAGGGCACAGACAGGAGGUGGUGACAGCUGAGGUAGGUUACAACGGGAACCACCUGUAGGUCUGUGGGGGAUGGGGUACAACACAUCAGGGAAAAUAAGACUACAGCUCUGGCACAGGCUAAUUUUUUUGUUAAGCAAUAGUUCAUUCUCACAUACAAUGUUAAAAUGCCCAUAUGGGUGGCCUUUUCUUCUUUCACAUAGAGCAGUAAAACCAUUGUGUCCAAGGCACAGCAGAUUCCAGCAAACCAUGGCUAAUGAGUAGCCUGAACAGCACCAGCUGCGCACCUGAAAUGGGGUGGCAGGGCUGUUUUUUUUUUUUAACUGAGAUUGAAGUACAGGGGGAAGAGUGAUUUGAAGUAACUGGUGUGUUUUUUUUCUUAAUUGCGUUGUCUGGGGGAAGACUUCUGGUUUUGACUUGAAGAGUUUGGAAACAAUUCUUGCAUAGAACUGCAAUUCCUUUUUAGAAAUUAAAGCAAUUAAAUGCAACUCAAUUACUUGGAUUGUCUCACCUCUGUUGUACAGAUGAAUAAAUAAAAUUAAAUCUUUGGAGUUUCUA